AUGGAUCCCGGCACAGUCAUUUCCGCGCUCGAGAUCACGAGCGCGAUAGUCAAGCGGCUCAUCGAGGCCGGGCAGACCAUGCACGACGCGCCCGAGGGUCUGACGCGGGUGAUCGACCAGACGGAGAGGCUCCGGUCGCUUCUGGACCGGCUGUUGAUUUUCCAGCGGGCGCUGCCGCGCGAGCAGCAGGCCGUGCUGGACAGGCAAGUGAGUUCGAGCGAGUGGAGGGAUCUGUUGAGGGAUUUGGAUGAUCUCACGGCGGGGAGGAAGGCUGGUGGCACCAGUGGCAAUGGCGGCAACAAGGUUGACGGAGCUGGAGGUGGUGGUGGUGGUGGUGGAGAGAAGAUGAAGCUCGCAGAUAGAUGGUGGUGGCUGAGGAAGAAGGACGUCGUGGAGGACAAGGUGAGGAAAUUGCAGGAACAGACGGAAUGGAUCUCGAAGCGGCUCGUCAAGUAA
Messenger RNA from Fonsecaea multimorphosa CBS 102226, 456 nucleotides. RefSeq lists its product as uncharacterized. The transcript has a single exon. The coding region runs from base 1 to 456 and encodes 151 amino acids. Lineage: Eukaryota; Fungi; Ascomycota; Eurotiomycetes; Chaetothyriales; Herpotrichiellaceae. The record is from RefSeq and is a predicted model, not a curated record.